Pelobates cultripes (western spadefoot toad) is the source of this 16138-nucleotide messenger RNA. The record is from the annotation of a GenBank genome assembly. Lineage: Eukaryota; Metazoa; Chordata; Amphibia; Anura; Pelobatidae.
GCUGUUUCCAGAGUGAGGCUUGACACGCUUUAUUCCUAUGAUUGGAUGAACGGCGCUCACAACGAGGCUUGGAUAACACAUGGAGGGACAAGGCAUCAGAUAAGGUCAGAAUAUGCAUGAUGAAUAACCUGGAGAGUCCCAGUUUGUGUCACAUGCCUCCCAUUUGUCAUUAUGUGGGUUAAAUUCUCAUUCAGGAUUAAGAAUCCAUUAGUUUGAUUCUAUUCAGGUGGCAGACUAUCAAUGUGUGAAGGUUUCUCAGUUUCCCUGUUCAAUAGCUUAUUGUUAUUGGCAGGGCCUUCUUUAUUAUUGAUUGGACCCUGGGCAAGCAACUGCUUGGGCACCCUGGGCAUGCAAUCACCCCCUCCACCCCAACCUAGAGGCGAAACUAAUGUAGAGAGUGCCUUGGUGCAAAAAAAUAAUAAUUCAGGCCUGCCCUGUAGCACAAGAGUAAAGAAAAGAUAGAUCCCCAUCUGUCAUACAACUCCUGCGAUGCUAUGCCAGGUGGGGAUCUACCAUCCUUGCAGGGUUGUAUUUUUGAGCAGUGUUUGUUCAAAUGAAUGUCAGCAUGUUAUUGUAUAGAGUGUAUGUGUGCAUGUAGGAGUGUAUUUGUAUGUACUGUUACCAUUGGAAUGCAGUGGUGUACUUGUGUGUAGUGUUUGCGUUUGAAUGCAGUAAUGUGUGAUUGUCUGUAGUGUUGGCUUUUAAAUGCAGGUGUACUUUUGUGUGUAGAGUUGGUGUUUGUAUAUAAUUUUAGCGUUUUAAUACAGGAAUGUGUUUGUAUGUAAUGUUUGUAUUUGCAUGCAGGGGGUUGUUUGGAUGUAGUGUUGUGUACAUUUGUGUGUAGUAUUGGUGUUCAGCAAACUGGUGUGUUUGUAUGUAAUGUUUGUGUUUGCAGGGCUCUGUUUGCAUGUUGUGUGAUUUCUAUAACACAUAUACACAUACACAUUAACACGCAGAUACACACAUAGGCACACUGACACAUGCUCACACCUUGACACAUACUGGCACAUACUCAGAUACACACCCUUUGACACACAGAUACAAGCACUUUGAUACACACAUACACUGGCACAUCCACACACAGAGGUACACACACACACUGACACAGGUAUGUACACACACACACUCAGAUACACACAUACAUAAAGGUAUAAAUGCAGGGGUGUAUAUGUGUACAGUGCUAGAGAUGGAGUGUAUUUGUGUUGGCAUUAAAAUGCUGGGAUGUAUGCAUUACCACACACUCAGAUGCACACUUACACACACUGACACACAUACACACACAAACACACACACAGGUACACAUACACACUACACAGGUAUACAUACACACAGAAACACUGACACACAGACAAACACAGCCAGAUACAAACACUGACACAAACACAGCCAGAUACACACACUGACACAAACACAGCCAGAUACACACAAGGACAUAAACACAGCCAGAUACACACAAGGACAUAAACACAGCCAGAUACACACACACAUAUAUGUGUACAUUUACAUAUUUUAAUCUCUGCCUUCUAGCAGCUCUUGGACAGCAACUCCCAGCAACCUUGGCCAUAAUAAUGUCUCAACUCUGUUCUUACAUACCCUGGUCCAGAAUUUGGCAAAAGUGACAUUUGGAAAUGGUAUACAGCCUUUGAUAACACUUGAUGCAAUAAUAUGUUAAAAUAAAUACUUUUAAAAUUUAUAUUUAAUAGGGAACUGUCAGGUUCUUCUAGGAUUUUUAACAUGUACUUAUUCCCUGUGUGUUACAUUACCAACACCUGAAUAAAAGUGAUAUCAGAAAUAAGCAAAACAAAAAAACAAAACAUAUUUAGCUACCCUCCUGUCUCCUUACAUUUUGGGUACAGAAAGGUGGCUUCCCUGGGGUCCAAGAGAGAUUGCUGGCCCAGGCUGAUGGGAGUCUGCCAUCAGCUUUCUCAGUCCCUCUCCCCCACAAUGCUUGCAUCCUCCUCCGUGUGGUGUGUGCCUCCUCCCCAGCGGCAAUGAGGAGGAAGUGAUCUGACCUCACUGCCUCCCAGCAUGUCACGGAGAAGAAAAGGGAUCACAGGGCAGCGUGUGAGGGGCUAGCUGUGUGUUUGUAUUCAGCCAACCCCCAUAUUACAAGGGCCCGGUCCAGAGCAGUAUUAAAGGGCUGUGGCCCCUGAUUGCCUCAGGUGCUGCAGGGGGCCCAUGGGGCAGCUGCCUUAGGGCCCCCACGAGUAACUGGGCCCGGGGCAGCUGCCCCUUUUGCCCCUCCUUAAAGACGGCCCUGGUUAUUGGUAUUUUAAUCUUUCAACACUAUAGUCACAGCUUUACGACUUUAGCUUCAGUUUUGCAAUAUGGAUUUUAGUUUGUGCAACCUGAACCCAGUAAAUAGAAGCGGAUUCUUUUUUCCAAGUAAGUUACCGUUACCGAGCUGUAAUUUGAUUUUCAGAAAGAGUACAAUUUGCUAUUUGAUUAAUAAAUCCCACAGGGAAUGACUGAUUUUUCUGAAACUGUUCUUGUCUGUUUUUUGUGGUGAUUGGGGAGGGGGGAAUGAAAGUAGAACAGGACACGUUUAAUUGGUAGCAGUGUUAAUUUGUGCGGCUAAUUUAAAUCUAGUUUUAGUCAGUCAUAGUCUUUUGACUAAAAAGUCGUAUUUUAGUCAUCUGAAUUGUUUUAGUCGACAAAAAUUGUUAGUUGACAAAAUUAACACUUAUUGAGAGUAGAUUGGAUCCCACAUUGUAACUGUGACCUGUGUACUUAUACAUAACGGCAACAAGCUGAGCUAGAAACAUGAAAGACUUUUUUUUUUUUUUAGGUUGAAUUCCUGGCAAUUCAUAGUUUAGUAAAUAACUUUUGUAGUGUAAUUUAUUAAUCUUGUACAAUAAUAGAACAAUUAGAUUUGGCACAUUCCUCAUCAAAUAAAGGGCUAAUUAUGAUAAAACCAGGUAUUAACAGAGCUGGACGGUGUAACAUUUCCACGUGUAAUUGAAUAAAAUACCAUGACUGCAAUAGUUAAAUAACGUGGGAUUCAAAACUCUCUGAUAGCAAGCCUAUGCUUUUUUUCUUCUUCUUCACAUUCAGUGAAAGAAAAAUAGUACGUACUUCCUGUGCGUGUAAUAAUCAUUCAGAAAAAUACAUAUGCAGAUAACUGGAUUCUGUAAAAAGUUUGAUAAUAUACAACUUGUGCUAUACAUCAAACUGGGGAAGCAUUGAAAGGUAAGAUGAAAUGCAGAACGUCGUAAUAAUAAUAAUAUAAUUGUGAGUGAGACAGCGCUUUUGCAACUUUGCUUAAUGUUCAAAUAGUGUUUUAUAUUUAUUGUUAUUGUCUUAUUUCUUCACAGGAACUCAUUAUAUAUUUCACUGAAUAUGCUAACUUUGAAAGAUCCUUUCUCUUUGUUGAACAGUAAUCAUGGCAGCUUCUGGUAUAGGAAGAUGUACAUGGAAACGGUAUAAUAAUCAUGCUAUAGUGGCUUCGCAUUUCUUCAAAAAUCUAAUUUCUUUGAAACACAGAAGAUGCUCAGGAGGUAACACUGGCCAUUCUAUAGAAGAAUGUCUUUUUGAUCUGUGCAAGCGGAGACAUUUUAUAAGUGGAGACAAUCUCACUAAAACAUCCCUUCUACAAGGAUUCCAUAGCUUAGGACCUCUAGGGAAAGAGCUAAAGAAAAACCUUGUGACUCAGUGGUGGAACUCAAUAGUCUUAUAUAGAGAAGAGGUUUUAGCAAUUGAUACCUUGUAUCAUAUUCCUUUACAAGCCCAUGCAUCGAAAAAUCCAUUGGUAACAAUAUGUAGUGAGUCUUGGAAAUCACAUCUCCAGGGUAAAGACUGCACUCAGGACAAACCAGUCCCUCUACUGGAAAAUACAAUAAGACAAAAUGGGGUUCUGAGAGAAGAUCUUCUUUAUGGUAAGCAUGUUUCCAUGAAACCUGUAGAAUUUUCCAGCGUAAUUAGAGAUAUUGGUAAUAGCCGUUUGGUAAUGUGGCAUUAUAACAUGUAAAUAUAUGUUGAUGCAUUUAAUGUUGUGCAGCAGAAUUCUAUGUGUUUGAACACAGUAUGUGCACUGAGUUCCAUAUAUUUGAAUUUGCACUGGCAUUAUGUUAUGCCACACACUAUUCAUUAAACCACAAUAACUGUUUAUCCUAAGUAACUAUUUGUAGUGAAUUAAAAACAAAAUUCUAAUAUUCAGGCUAGGAUAGCUAAAGUUUGGAAUGUAACUCAUAGUGAAUGCAUUAUGUCAGAUUAUGCCGUGUAGAUUGUGUGGCAACUUCCCAUAAUGCAUAGGGCUUCCAUAUUUCUUUCUUCAGGAAAACCAAAGGAAAAGGCACAUUACAGUGUUUUUAAAAUUCUUGCUGUCCUAUAGAAUUUGUGUUUGAUGUGUGUGACCUGAUCAGUGACUGUAUCUUAUAUACUUAAAGUAAAUUGACCAUCAUUUUUAAUAAUCUUUAUAUAAAUAUUAUAAUAGUUUUUAUAGCACCUUUUCUCCCUGUGAGAGCUUUAAGUAAGGUGCCUCUAUGAUUGAGCAAGGCAAAGAGUUGAUGUCAUAUUCCAGAGGGAACGGGCUCACAAAUCCCAGGCGCCAGAAGAAAAUUCCUGGUCACCACGGUGACAUGGCGCCUGGGAUUUGUCAAGCCCUGUUUUAUAAGGUCCAGAAGUUUCCAGAUUUUAGUGAACACUGCACUAUUUUUGUGAGGACUGGGACGAGUGUUUCCAUGCAUGCAGAUAUAAGAUGAGCUGGAGAAGGGUCUGAAUCACACGUGUGGCGCAACUUAUGGUUGGUUGGUUCUUUUAAAGGGACACUAUAGUCACCAGACCAACUACAGCCUAAUGUAGUUGUUAUGGUGAGUAUAAUCAUUGUAUGUAGGCAUUUUCAUGCAAACACUGCCUUUUCAGAGAAAACAGCAGUGUUUACUUUACAGCCUAGGGAUUCCUCCACUGACCAUUCCUCAGAUGGCUGCUAGAGGUGCCGUUCAGCAUCUCCACCCUCUGCAUGGAGACACUGAACUCUCCUCAUAGAGAUGCAUCAAUUUAAUGCAUCUAUAAGAGGAUGUGCUGAUUUGCCAAAAUUGUGUUUGGCCCCGCCCCAUCACACCUCAUUGCCGAUUUCAGCCUAUGGGAAAGCAUAGGAUUGGCUAAAAAUCGUAAAUUCUGAUGAUGUCACCAAGUAGGUAGAUCGGCUGCGGGGUCAGCGCCGGCGGACCUGCGCGGAGCUGGAAUGAGUUUUAACUUCUUCUUCUAAGGGGGGACACGCCACCUAAAUGUUGGAUUUAACACUGUAGGGUCAGGAAUACAUGUUUGUGUUCCUGAUCCUAUAGUGUUCCUUUAACUACCUCUUUAUCCACAUUUAUAAACGUAGAUCAUAAUCUGGGGCAAUCUAGCAUUCCACUGUAGUGGUUCUGGUGUAUAACUGGUUGGCCUGCUAUGGUGGAGGAAAUCUUGUCUCUGAAGAAGAUCGCAAAUUCUUCACAGAAGUUGGUGGGGAUAUGCAUGCUGGUUGCAGAGAUUUUGCAAAACAGUUGCUGGUCUAUUGUGGGAGAAUCAUUUUGCGUGACAAGAAUUAUUUAAGGGGCUAGUUACUAAACUUGGGAAAUUGCUCAUUUGAAGCCAAGAUAGCUGAAUUGAAAGUAUUUGCCUUCCCAGCUUUAUUUUUUAUUUUUAUUAAUCUUGGCUUAAUUUUUACAAAACUAGUAUUUCCCUAGUUAAUUUUCAACAAUUUGACAAAUGAACUCCCAGAUGUUUAGAGAAUCAACUGCAUAUACAUCAAAUUGUUGUUAAGCCAAAGAGGUUGAGCUAUAUCAGGGGUGCCCAAAAUGGUAGAUCCCCAUAUGUUAUAAAACUACAACUCCCAUGAUGUUUUGCAUACUUUUAGGAUGCCUUUAGAAUGGCAAAACAUCAUGGAAGCUUUAGUUUUAAAACAUCUGGGGAUCUACCUACUGGGCACCCCGGAACUAUAUCAUCAAAACAACACUGUUAAUCCCCCAAUACCCCUAACAACAUCUGAAACCAUUAAACUAAAGAGACUGGAGUGUUAUUGAAGGAACCACACAUAGACAAUUGCCAUUUUAAAAGGUAACUUUUAUUAUUGCACCAUAAAAAUUCAAACCAGAUUAUCACCAAGUGCCUAUGGUACUAAACAAAACAAAUCCAUUAUUAAACCAAAUAGUGAUUUCUACAAAGAGAUCCACUAGAGUCGACAGCUCUCAAGUAGUUAAUUAUAUAUAGAAAGGAGAACAUAACCGAAAUAAAUAUAUAUAGAUUGUCUCAAAAGUGCUUAGUUGAUGAAAAUGAAUCAUAAAUUCUUCAUAUGUAAAUUAACAUGCUCAGCUAAUUGCUUAAAAGGAAAUGUAUAGAGACAAAUCACUUGUUUUGCUUCACAAAUUGCUGUAUACUCACAAGGAUUAUCACCUAAAUUGUGAUUUCAAAGCAGAUCCUAUAGAUUGCACUCUGAUAUUUGCAUAGAUUUGUCAGUUUGGUUUUAAUUCAUAUUAAUUAGUGAUUCAUCCCCUCCGAGUCUUAGGAUUCUUUUGUCCCCCACAUGUUUCUUAAAUUCAGAUUUUAUUUGUAGUUGGAAUAAAUCAGCUCCCAAUCUUUUAUUGAGUCUCCUCUGUUUUCAGACAUGUGUAGUCAGCUGUUCUAUAAAAUUAAAAAUGUGAAUUAUGCAGCCCUGGCUACUCAAGUGCUCAUUAUAUUUAGAAUUCAUUUUGCCGGUUCAUGACAUAAUUCUUGCGCUACCCAUUUUCCACCACUAGAUGUCCCCCCAGAUAGAUAAAGCAGCAUGUUGGGUGUUUUUUUUUUUUUUUACUUGUUUGUUUUAUAUUUAUUAAUACAGUGGGAGGUGAAUAUGUGGUUUUGAAAGGCUCACUUUAUUUUUAUUUUUUUUCAUUUUUCCUGUGUUCGCAAUCUGAGCACUAUACACACUAGCAUCAUGCAGGCUCUGACAUACAACCCUUUACAAACACACACAUUCAGGGAAAAAUACAAAUUUCUUAUAUUAAAUCCUUAAGAACAUGUGAUGGAAAUUAUCCGUCAUGUUGUAACACUACAACUCCCACAAUGCUUUGAAUGCCCUUCGAAUGAUAACACAUUAUGGAAGCUGUAGUUUUUUAAAACAUCUGUGGAUCUACAUUUUGGGCACCCCAGGUCUACAGCAUUUGCUCCCCAUACUCAAUGAGUUUAGGGUAUAGGAACGAGCAAGUAGGGACAAAAUUGGUCUGAAUUGUCAAGGUUACCCAUCACUGUUUUAGUAAUGGACAGAUAUCUGCCACUGUAGUAUAACUCACAUGAUGCCUGAGCUUUAUGUUUUAUUGUCUGAGAAUUUUGGGAGUUUUCUAUAGGAAUUUUUUUUUUUAUUGGUUCUUUCAAGGGUGGCCCAAAGCCAGAGUUCUGUUCACUGGUUGCAGUUUGCAUGCCCACAAUUUCUCUUUACCUCUUCUGAUGUAGAAAACUUAAAAGACACGGACCGUUUAGCAGGAGACCCAGUGACUGAUCUGGUUACCAAGUUUUGGAUUUGUAUUGAAAUUUAAGUCUUUUUUUGGCAGUAUCAGCAGAGGAUAAGAUGAUGCUAAGGAAGUGACUGGGGUGGUUGUAGUAAGAUGGCAAAAGAAACUCUGAAGGACAGUGGAGUGAUCGGGGAGCUUGUUGGUUUAGCCAAUAAUCAAUAACCAAUACAAGCUAGUUUGUGAGUGUGAUAGUAAUGUAGUUCAGGGAGGGUACAAAUGCAUCAAGGAUUAAUCACAUUUUAUAGAGUACGCAAUGACAAUCCUGCCCGCUACAAUUAUCUGAUCGAGAAAUGCCAAGUACAAUUUGGGAUAACACUUCUCUUUUUAAAAAUGUUAACUGGGGACUGUCACUUCCUGGGCUUUUUAAAACAAUAUUUACUUCUCCCCCAGGUGCUCUGCAGCAGUACGUCUCGUGUCUGGACCUGAUGAAUAAAAAGCUCCCUUUUGGCCUGGCAGAAAUUGGCAAAUGCUUCAACCCCAUUCCAGACAAAAACGUUGGAAAAAAGGUCUCCAGGUAAGACAAAAACAUUCUUAUUGUAAGCAACAGAGCAAUAAGCUGACGGGUCUGUCUACAAGUUUAUUGUUAAACUCAGAGUUUUGUUUAACUAUAUAGCUAUCAAUCUGAAUCUUGGAGAAUGGGACGAUGAAGACGUCUAGAUCAGGGGUGCUCAAAAGCUAGAACUACAACUCCCCUGAUACUUUGCCUGUCUGUGCAUGCUUUUAGAAUGACAAGGCAUCAUGGAAGUUGUAGUUUUGGCACCCCUGGUCUAGAUCAUUGAUUCCAGAACCAGAGUUUAGGCAUUUCUCAGUUCUGUCCCAAGACGAUGUUGACUAAACUUUGAUUUCCGGUGUUGCCACUGAUACACGAACUACGAACUGCAAUUGAAUGUUGUUGUAACAGUUACUGACUAUUAACUGUAACUCUCGUGAAGCAUAUUCCCUCUUUUUCUUUAACUUUUCAUUUCUUUUUAGAAUAUACAAUGUUGCGUACAGGAUACUCUUACAAGUAUUGUGCCAUUUUCAGAAGUUACAAGAAGAGACAAAACUAUGUGUUUCCCCUUUUAGCAAUUAAAGAGAAGUAGGAUUUCCAAGAAUACAGAGAAUUUGCAUUGUCGUUAAAGGAACACUAUAGUCACCUAAAUUACUUUUGCUAAAUAAAGCAGUUUUAGUGUAUAGAUCAUUCCCCUGCAAUUUCACUGCUCAAUUCACUGUCAUUUAGGAGUUAAAUCACUUUGUUUCUGUUUAUGCAGCCCUAGCCACACCUCCCCUGGCUAUGAUUGACAGAGCCUGCAUGAAAAAAAAACUGGUUUCACUUUCAAACAGAUGUAAUUUACCUUAAAUAAUUGUAUCUCAAUCUCUAAAUUGAACUUUAAUCACAUACAGGAGGCUCUUGCAAGCUAUUAACAUAGCAGGGGAUAAGAAAAUCUUAAUUAAACAGAACUUGCAAUAAAGAAAGCCUAAAUAGGGCUCUCUUUACAGGAAGUGUUUAUGGAAGGCUGUGAAAGUCACAUGCAGGGAGGUGUGACUAGGGUUCAUAAACAAAGUGAUUUAACUCCUAAAUGGCAGAGGAUUGAUCAGUGAGGCUGCAGGGGCAUGUUCUAUACACCAAAACUGCUUCAUUAAGCUAAAGUUGUUCAGGUGACUAUAGUGUCCCUUUAAUCUUUAUAAGAUAUGAAAAUCAUGGAACCAGACUUUUGGGAAAGGAAGCAAAUUCUAUGUACAUUUCCCCCUAUUCUAGGAUGAUAAAUUGGCACAUUUAAUAUUAAUUUGUUUACAAAAUACACCCAUCCCAGCCUGUUUGUGAUGCGAUUAAAAACAAGUGACUGGAAAAAAAAUAAAAAUUUUGAUGGUUUUCAAUGACUUGGAGAGCACUCUGUAUAAUUUCCUAAUUAUAUUUAUAUUUUUUACAUAAUAUUCUGGAUAAUUGCAGAGGCUACUUUACCUUAUGAUCCCUCUUUCUGCAAGACCAUCUAGCAUGUAACAUAUCAGCUGGUUAGAAUAGCGGUAACAUCCCAGGUUUGAAUCACCACCCCACCAGUGAGUGUGCCUGGCCAAGGCAUCUAACAUUGUGUAUCCUCCCACCUCUAAUCCUCAUACAUUGUAAGCUCAUGUGAGGUUUCUCUAAUUAUAAAGUGCUGCAGACUAUGUUUGUGCUUUAUAAACGGUAAUAAUAAUAAUUAGAGCUUAAAGGGUUUCUCCAACCACCAUGACCACAUUUGUGUGUAAAACUGGACAUGUUGGUAGGAUACUUUGUUCUGGGCUGCUUAAUGUUAAUUCUGUUCAAAAAGGACAUCUGUUGUCAUCGCAAACUGCAUGUACAUUCCCUUCCUGAUUUCAGCCUCCCCACCCCCACACAUUUCUUAAUAUUGCUCUGGUUUUGUUAUUUUCAUUCCCUCCCUUGUUCGCCCCCUGACUACCUCCGUCCUCGCUGGCUCAGAGAGCAUGUAUGCAUCCUGAGCUGGGAAGAUCGGUCCUAUCAAAUGCUUCUCUAUGAGGAAUAUUUGAUUGGAUCUCGUGGAGGAAGGCAUGAUGUCAGAUGGGGCGUGGAAUCCAUUCAGGGGAGUUUUGUUCGGCAACAUUGUAGGUAGGUUUUUUUUUCUUCUUUUACAUGGUUAUUUAUUUUUUUUUGUGGUGGACGGAGGUACCUAAUCGUAAUGCCCAAUAGGAUUUUCAAAAUUAAAAAAACAUAUUUUUAUUAUUAAAAAAGUAAACCUUUCAAGCUUAUCUUAAUUUCAUCAUGGGUCCCUUAAUAAAUAGCGUCCCUAUACUUAUGACCUGCGUUCUGACAAGUGCCACAGGAAGUACCUGUGCAGGGCUUAGCUUAUUGGCUGAGCGCUUCAGCAAGUCAAAAUGUGCAAAACCGGUUUGACUAAUUACAAUGGUGGGUGUCGGGGCACUCCAGAUACCAUAACCACUACAGCGCACUGUAGUUAUAUUGCUUGGAGUGUUCAUUUAACUAUACCUUGUUUCAGGGCACAAUUUGAACCUAAAAAUUAAAUUUAAAAAAAGAGGGGUGCAACUCCUUCAGAGUAUCUAAAGAUGUGGUUUUGAUCCUUUGUGUUAUUGAGACUGUCGUAUAACGUUUUUAAACCAUGAAUUAAAUCCCACAGUUUGAAAUAUUCCUUACAUUUACCCAAUAGUAAAUAGAAUGCAGUAAAACAAAAUGUAUACAUUCUAAUAAUGUAUAAAUAAAGAUAAAGACCGAAUUAAGAGAGGUAUUAAAUGUUUCAGGGAAACCAAACUUAAAAUGAUUACUUCCAAAACACAGUGUGCUCCUAAUGAUAACCUGCAGAUGUAGAUAAUUACCAAAUCAACACACACAAACAUACCUACAUUUGUAUUGUAGUAAUUUGCUGAUCGGUCUAUUGUGUGAUGCAAUACAUUCCUUAAAUGAGCCAUAGCUGUAAUAAAGUAACUUUUGGUGGUGAAGGAAUCUGAUGUAGUGAAUCUGUUUUUGUUGAAGCAUAGGAGAACAGACACUGGCAUCCCUGACCUGGUUCAGCUCUGCAAAAACUGCCAGCCAAUGGCGCGAUUACUGGCUGCGUCAUAGACUGCAGUGGUGGCAAAAGGUGAGUCUGUAAAGGAUUAAUUGGUGCCAUGCAGAAUGAUGGCUAGUUAAUGCGUCAGGAUAGCACAUCUUCAUUAAGUCUCCAUGUAUAGUCCAGGAUAGUCUUUACGAAAUCUAGAACCUAGAUGUUCCUAAACUACAUUUCCCAAGAUGCACCUGUGGUGCCAAGAUUAGUCACAUAUCUUAUUUUAUUCAUCUGUAUUUACCUGAUCUAACUCUUCCCCCCUCUCAGUUCGCUCAGAGUCCAUCCAGCUUCAGUACCAGCGACCAUCAAGAUGACCAGGGCAGGAAAGUGUCUGAGAUACAGUAUCGCUUUCCCUGGGGAAAAGAACCAAUUGAAAGCCUUUGCAGUAAGGAUGACUCCACUCUCUUACAGAUGCAUCCUGGGAACAAUACCCAACUGCAUGUAAGACAUUGCAUUUUAAUCAUGGGAUUUAAUGUAUCCAACACUGUGUGACAGAAGCCGUACUUCUCCUAAUCCUUUCACGGGUUUGGUAGGAUGAUGCAGACAUCACGGAGUUCUCCAGCUGUUAAGGCUUUUUUAUCUUUUAACCAUGAACACUCCUUGCAGCUUAUGGACAAGGGGCUCCUGCAAGUACAUGGGUACUUGGACCUGCAGCCAUAGUGCAGCACAUGUCCGCUUAGAUAUUCUGAUUAAUGGAAUUGCUGCCAGUUGUUGAAGUGCGUAUCCCAUAAACCCCAAAGAUAGGCAUUCAUGGGACAAUUCUGGUCUAGACAAAACUCUGCAAUUGCAGGAAGUUUCCGAUAAUCGUUUUAAUAUAAUAAUUUUUAGAAGGCAUAUUUUAACCCUUUACCCAUAUAAUGCAUUAAAAUAGGGUGUCGCUUUAUCUGUUUCCCCCCUUCUUGUCCUUCUUUAAUCUUUCUUUCUACACCUUGCUUUUCAUUACAUGCUUACUGUUGCGAGCGAAAGCUUAACUCUUUUAUAUUGCUUGAAUUUGAUUCCAUUUUUUUAUUAAAAAAUGUCCCUUUUGUGUAAUUCUUUUGUAAUUUAAUAACCCCCCUCCCCACAAAAUGUAAUAUAAUGUGGGAUGUCACAUACAGCCUGAAUCCUGCUGAUUUCUGCCACCUGUGUUUCUCCAGGGUCGAGAUGGGAGGAAGUCUGUGAUUCCGUACGUUUUGUGGGUGAGCGGGAAUCUGGAGCGUGGUUUGUUGGCAUACCUAUCUGAUGCCCUCCAGCUGUCAGAGACCUCACGCCAGACAAAGGACCUAAGAAGGCAGGUGGGCUGCCAUUGAUAUAAUCUACUAAUCCUUUAAUAGUUCAUAGUCACUGCUUUUAUUACAGUGGAGGGUAGACUCCUGAUACAUUGAAUUGUUGAAAUGCCUACGUGAGUCAGAGUAGAUGAGUCGGACACAUUUUCCAGCCCUGCUAUAAUUCCAGUUUGGAUAUUUUGGCUUUACAGUUGCAUUCUGUUAACCUCUCCACUACUCUGGUUUAGUUAACAAACCCCAGAACUUGUUCUUUGUUUUAGGUCUUAAAGUUUCAUCCAGCAUUGACACCCUUUAAAGUGGCUGUGGACAUGGUGAAGGGACCAGCAAUGGAGUUAAGACUGGUUCGUAAAAGUUGUCUGACAAUAUUGGGCUGUUUGUGGAUGAUCUCUGUCUCUGUGACAUACAAUGGAUACGCUUCACGUCUUCUGCAAAGUGGUUUUUUUUAGGGAGUUACAUCCUAGGACCAUACCAAGGGGUAGCCCUGAUUAUUAAGUAUAUUUUGUAUAAAUAUGGUUUCUGGACAGGUAGUGAUCAUACCCCUCAUGUCCACUUUGGAGUAUUCAGGUGUGGACACCGAGUUAAAGUACUUCAGUGCAUUCAGGUCUUGAAGUUCAAGUACAGACUUUUAAAGAACUUUUAUAUAAUCAUAUUCACUCCUACACAUAAUUUUUGCCCCAAAAUCAAUAAAACUGUUUUUAUUGUGUUCUUAUGAUUUACUGUAAAAACCAUAAGAAUUUAGGAAGUGUCUGAAUGUAGGAACAUUCUCUAUGAAGUUAUUUUCCCAAACACUGGAUAUUAUAUUGAACACAACCAAUGUCUGAUUGUAUUUUAAAUGAUCAAUAUGUUCUGACAGAUAACUUUGAUUGUUGUUUAUCAAGCAAUCUGUUAUAGGAAGAUACGUGUGAGUGUUGUAAGAAAAUUCCCUGACCUAGAUAUACAUUUUAGGUCUGCCAAGGAAUGGCCAGCGAGCUGCGGGAAAAUGGUAUUUCCGUGUGGCCAGGAUAUUCGGAAACCUCACAUGUGCCUCUGGAGAAAUUGUUUACAAGGUAGGCCUGAAACAUGCCAAAGGUAAAUUAAUUCUUUAGGAAUCAGCCUGUAUUAUAGACAAAUUGUAUAUUUCAUUUUUCAUUGCAAAAGAAAAUGUAGAGAAGAAAUUACCAUUACCUUCUACAGGGCUCCUGCACUGCUCUUCAACUGAUGGAAAAACUAAUUUUGUGGCUUUGUUCCAUUUAGGCACUGGGCGUGGGUCAGAUGACUGUGAAGUGCUGAUUAGGGGCAAGAGAUAAGAACUUCUAAAGAGAAACACACUCUGCUGUAAGAUCGGAUUGAAAAUUAAAGGGUCACUGCAGCAUCAGGAAUCCAAACGUUUAUUCCUAGUGCUUUAGUGUCCCUGUCCCUAUUUUAAAAACUGGUCCAUCCCACCUGUUUACCAUAUGAAAUAAUAAAAUAAAGAUUUCACCUACCUAUUUCCAGUGCUGGGAUUCCCUCUGUGCAAUUUACUUCUCUGACUGAAGUUUUACUCUGUCAAUGCUGCGGAAGUAUCUCUAAUGGCUGCCUGUAUGACUGCCACUAGAGAAUGAUUUAACUCUCAAAAAGAUCUAAUCGUCCCUUUCAAUUCACGUCCCAUUGUAAACAAUUGUCAGAGUCCUUUCACCUAUACUUUACCUCCUCGUCUAUUCCUUAUCUGGAAAUUAGAACCUUAAAAAGGGACAUAGAGAACUGGAAUAAACCUGAGUGGGCUGUGUGUACAGCGUCAUGGUGAACAUCAUGCCUGGACUGCUCUGUCUGUUUCAGACACCCCCGAUUCCAGUGGCUAGUUCUGACCUAUGAUCCCUUCAGACAUUAAUUGAUGAUUUUCUCUGGCAGUACCGGACACACAGGGGGGCUUAGACAGUUCUCUAUAGACUGAACUGUAUUGGGCUUACCCAGUUUGAGUUGCAAUUAGCUCCGCUGCAGGCAUGGCACACUAUCGGGCAUCACAGAUGGGUCGACCUAGAUUCAGAUCUCUUUUCACCAGACCUUUCCGAUUUUAUUUUAUUUAUUUUUAUUUAUUUUUUAUCUGGCCCCCCCAAAAAAAUCAUCGGCCUUUCCUGCAUACACAAUUCCCAGCUAUUAUUAAUUCCAUGAGAAUCUCUGACAAGUGCGCUGUAAGAUGUAAACUGACUUCUGAUAUUUCCCUGAUUACUCAAUUCCUAAGGGACAUACUUCACAUUUGAAAUGGUUCCGUAUCUCUUUGGACAUUGAUUUACUCAAAAAUUUAUUCCAUACAUCCCCUUUGAUGCUCUGAAAACUAGUGCCGCACUAACCACCUCUGAUUUUAUUUUUUGAGCAUGAUACAGUUCUGUAGUUUUGAUGAGAAAGCUGACAUUCACACAAUAGCUAUUAGAGGUUUGACACAUAUUGAUGAUCUAGGUCUGCAGGAAUCAUCAAAGGCCUUACCCAUGUGUCCCCCUAUUUGCUUUCAUUUUCUCCUCGAUAUGUGAGGUAUGAUAUACGAUGCUAGAGUGGUUUUCGACCUAAUCUAACACUGCCAAUCUAUCUUGUAUUGCUAUCAUAACGAUUUUUCUUCAAGUACACCGUUCUAUGCUUUGUUUGACAUCCUAAGUGCUGGUUAAACUUAUUGGCAUAUGUACUCGAGCAUCCCGCAGCUCACGUACUGUUGCGCUUUAUCACUUGCUUGACAUUCUAAGUGUUACUUCACUUUAUUUGCAUAUGUAUUUGAUUUAAUGUUAGUUUACCUUGCCCUUUUUUUUUUCUUUAUUAUUUUUUUAAAUUCUUUAUUUAAUCUAAUCGUAUUUGCACAAAGCAAGUUAGCACCAGUACUUUUUUCAGUGUACGUAUUGAUAAACAAUUAUAGUGAUAUUUAUGUAUACACAUACACUAGGAAUUGCACAAUAACAAGCUAUGACCAAUUCUUGCUUCUCAGAAUGUUACUGAUGGGAGAAGGUUUUUAUCAACUUGCAAAGUGGACUGAGGUUUAGCGGUUUUAUUUUUUGUAACAUUAUCACAGGAAACAAAUCCGACCUCCUCAUGUCUAUUAAAGUUUCUUUAUCCUGUCACUCUGCAGGUACGAUGAGAUGGGCAUCUUAUUCACAGCGCUUGUGAGUGAAAGCACGCUAGAAAACGGACUUCUUCAGCUUCGGAACCGCGAUACAACCUUAAAGGAAACUAUGCAUGUUUCCAAAGUGCGCCAUUUUCUUGAACAGUAUAUUACCGCUGCCAAAAACCUGUGAAACAUAUUAAAGAAGGAUUUUAGAACUGGCCUCUGAGUUAAAUUUACAAACUUCUUCCGCAAAAUAAUUAGAUUAGUAAACCACCGACAUUAACUGCAGUCUUUCAAUCGUCACUGUUUGUCCCUUGGCAAACAGAUUUUAAGUUAAUCUAAAUAAAUCCAGCAUAGGCCGUAUUAAAACUGUUGUUUCUACUAUCUUGAGCGAACAUCCGUCUGGGAGAGACCUGCUUGACCCCCUUGGUUUAUAUAUUUAAAAGAAUAAAGUGGAUUUGCCAAAUUAAGCCAGCACUGGUCAACAGAUUGUGUGCCUGUAUCAUAUACUUAAAGGAACACUCUACACCAAAACCAUUUCAUUAAGUUACAGUUGUUUUGGUGUAUGAAUUAUGUCCCUACAGGUUCACUGUUCAAUUUACUGCAGUUUAGGAGUUAAAAAAGCGAAACCAUUCUUCUUUUCAUGCAGGCUGUGUCCGUCGGAGCCAGGGGAAAUGUGGCUGGGGUUUCAUGGACAGAAACAAAAGUGAUUUAACUCCUAAAUGGUGGAGAAUUGAGCAGUGAAACUGCAUGACCUAUACACCAAAACUGCUUCAUUAAGCUAAAGUGGAAAUGGUGUUUAGAGUUUCCUUCUUAAAGUUUUUUUUUGGG